AAGUUUGAAAGCACGUUAGUGAAUGGGAGAGCAGAGGCUGAGAGCCAAAUGGUUGUUUUAGGACUGGGCGGUGCUCUCUCUCUCUGCCCCAACACUCGACUGAUGUCCGACAGCUGACCCGUUCCGUCACUCCAAGGACUAGGCAGGGAAGUACCAAAGUUAUCCAAUAAACAUACAAAUGCGAUGCAAUUAACGAAGGACUCGGCGGAAAAGUAGGAGUUUACAGUUAUAUCCUAGGGGAAAAGCGCAGGAUUCUGAAUGAUAUGAGUUUGAUGGUUCCAAUGGAGCACAGGACGCAGAAGUUAAUGAGUUCGCCCAAGGGCUUCGUGGCUGUGUUCGAGAUACGCAGAACUCGUCCAAUACUUGUUCUACUAGUGCUGAUGUUGGUAGGGUUGGAUGAGGUCGGAGGACUCCGGACGUGUAGGAGGAAAACGGAAGCUGGUGGGCGGUCUGUGGAGUCCCUGAGCUCUGUGAAGCAUCAUCCUGUGACUGGAGCGUCACUGAGCCGCUCCAGACGCUACGCCAUCAACCCACUGGGACACAAGUGGAGGCAUUUCAACCUCACCUACAAGAUCGUGAAGUUUCCCAACACGCUGAACAAAGAUGACACCCGCCAGGCCAUCAGCAUUGCGUUCUCAAAGUGGAGCGACGUGUCCCCUCUCUACUUCGCCGAAAUCAAAAACCCCAACAAGAGUGCUGACAUUAUCAUCGGCUUCUACACGUGGAACCACACAGACUGCUGGUGGUCUCCAUUGCAUCCCUGUUUUGAUGGACUAAACGGGGAGUUGGCCCAUGCCUUCCUGCCCCCACGCGGGGAGAUCCACUUUGACAAUCAUGAGUUCUGGAUCCUGGGGAAGUCCCGCUUCAGCUGGAAACAAGGUGUGUGGUUAAAUGACCUGGUACAGGUGGCGGCUCAUGAGAUUGGGCACGCCCUGGGGCUGUGGCACUCCCGUGACCCCCAGGCCCUGAUGCACCCCAAUGCCACCUACACGGGCCAGAGGAACAUUGCCCAGGACGACAUCUGGGGAAUCCAGCGCCUCUAUGGAUGCACAGACAAGAAGCGCGUGUGUGAUCCAUGGGCUCGCCUUGGCUUCUGCGAAAGGAGGAAGAGCUUCAUGAAGAAACACUGUGCCCGACGAUGUGAUCUCUGCUAUGAGCCUCUUGAGGCCGUUACCACGCUAAGUCCACCGCCUGCCAACGUCAAGAUCAAGAUAGUUCCUCGUGGAAAGGUUGUGGGCUUCCGCUGUGGGACGAAGAAUCCUAGAUCGCCUCCCAAAGUCAGUUGGUACAAGGAUGGAGAGCAGCUCGUGAUCUCUAUACCCGGCUACAUCACCAUGAAGGACCGCGACCUCCGCGUCGUCGCCAACGAGUUUAACGAGGGCACUUAUACCUGUCGCGUCAAUCGUGGCGGCAACGUGGUCUCCGCAAACUCCUGGGUCAUCCGCCUGAACAACCCUCCAACAGCUGAGCAGAAUGAAGAGAGUGAGGGAAGAAUGAGAGCUGGGAAGGAAAGAAUGAGGCAUGGAGGAAAAGAGGACAAACCCACCGCAACAAUAUUAUAGGUGAACUCAGCAAUACAACAUCCUCAUACACAGCAUGGCGACUUCCUGCUUACUAAUAUUAAAUAUGCCAAGACUGCCACAUAUUGGACCUUAUUCACCCAGGGAUUGUGAGCUUUCAAAAUACAGCUUUGUGUGAUAAAAAAAACAUAACUUAAGGUUAACCUUGGAAUCAACAGAUAAUUGACCAAUGGAAACAACCCUCUAUUCUAGAGCCAAUAGUGUCAGUCUUAGCACAUCAAAAUUCUGUUGUUGAUGUCUGUAAACAGGAAGUUUCCCCGGUUUGAAGGAUGUCAUCAUAUGUCUGAGUCUAACUUUAAGCAGGCUGUACUCUGACAGUACUCUCUUGAAUCCAGGUCAUAAAUGGAAUAGAUCCCAGAACUCAACCUUGUCCUUAAUGAUGAAUGAAGUUUCAGACUUUAAGAUCUGGUCAGAAAAGACUAGCCUUGCUCACCCUUUAAACGUGAUGCCUUAUUUUUAUGCAGUUGUUGUAUUGAUACAUCUCACUUUGUUAAAAUGUCGAGUUGAUAUUUCUAUGUCCUGUGUCACUUAACAGUAUAGUAAUUUGUUUUGAGAUAAAGGGUGUAAAUGUGAUGCAGCUAUCACUGUGUGUACAGUGCUUAUGGAAAGUAUUCUCUCCCCUGUUUUCUUUUACUUGCCUUGCAUUUAGAGGGGGGAAAACAAUACAUUGGGAUUUAUUCACAACAACCUUUCAAAAAAGGUAUUUAUUUGUACCCCAGAGUAAAUACUUGGUGGAAGCACCUUUAGCAGCAGUUUGAACCACUUUUUGAAAAAGUCUCCAACUUUGCUGUCACACUACGGUCAGAUUUUGACGCAGAUUUAACUCAGAAUUGAUACUAAGCUAGGUCACUCGAGCCCCGUUUUAUACCUGGUUCUAACAUGCAUCCCGAUCUUGUCCACGUUCUGAUUGUGCCCUCAUUUUCAGACGAGUUUAUACGGCCUUAUCUGUCCACCUUGUCUGCAUUGUGACCUGUUUUCUUGUCGUCCCCCCCCAUGCAAGUUAUUUGAUGAAUAAUCUUUCAAAAUAAUAUAUAUUUCUGUUAAGACACAUGUCAAUGAUUUCAGACGGCGGUUACACCACCAACUGUGGACACAAUCAGGAUGUGGAAAAGGGGCUCGAUUCGAUCCGUAGAGCUGAAGAUCCGAACUACAAUGCUAUUUUAAAUUUAAAGACAAUGUUCCCGCGUUUGCAGAGACCGCAUUCACGGUAAACGCUGCAUAUGUUGGCUCAGUUGGAAGUUACCUUUAAAUGUAAAUAGUGCUGUAACGUGGAUCUUCAGCACUAGAUCAGGACAAAUGUUAGAACUGGGUAAAAACAGGGUUUCAGAGACAUUGAACAUCUUGGCAAAUCACUCCAGUGCAGCAUAGGUCUUAUUUUGGGUUAUUGUCCUGGCGAAAUGUCAACGUCGUGUCAGGUGUUCAACAGACUGUUUUACGUGUCCUUUGCACCAUUUUUCUUUUGACCCUUCUAGUAUUGGAGUGACUGCAAUGUUGAUCUUUCCCCCCCAUCCGAACCAAGAAACUAUUCUACAAUCACCAUGGUCUCACCUUGCAUUGCAUUACCUUC
Messenger RNA from Oncorhynchus tshawytscha (Chinook salmon), 3147 nucleotides. RefSeq names its product matrix metalloproteinase-23-like. Gene Ontology annotation, biological process: proteolysis; collagen catabolic process; extracellular matrix organization. Gene Ontology annotation, molecular function: zinc ion binding; metalloendopeptidase activity. Lineage: Eukaryota; Metazoa; Chordata; Actinopteri; Salmoniformes; Salmonidae. The transcript is spliced from 9 exons. Gene Ontology annotation, cellular component: extracellular matrix. The record is from RefSeq and is a predicted model, not a curated record. The coding region runs from base 264 to 1562 and encodes 432 amino acids.